CGUGCCGUGUCACGGGAUCGUAACACUACUCCCCUCUUCUAUCUUCGAAGUUCCAUCGAGAAGUAAGUUGGUUCUUGCGUUCUCAUUCCUCCAUGUUGACUCGUCAUGCCCCGCAAACCAACAUCCGCAAAAGAUCGGUCUGACGAAUUUCAAGCGUCCAUCGGUCGAUUCUGUAACACGAUGCCAGUCCCGUGUUCUCGUUGUCGGCGUCAAAACCUCAAGUGCUUGGUCGACAUUCGUUCCGGUCGCUGUAAGGGCUGCAACGACGACCACAAGCCAUGCGAUCUUCGGGUGACUUUCAAGGAGUUCGAGCGGUUGGCCAGGUUGCGCUCCGAGUUAGUCAAGAAAUCAGAGGAGCUCGAAGACGAGCUCACUCUAGCGGAGGAGGAGGCUGCGCGCGCGCACCUUAGAGUUGUCGAGGCGCGCAAUCGCGCCCGCACUGCUCGCAAGCGUGCUCUCGCGGCCGAGCUGAAGGAAGACGAGGCGUACGCUCGUGAAUCUGCUGGAAUUGCUGAGGUUGCUGAGAUGGAGGUUGCUGCGAAUAACUCUGUUUCUGGUCCUAGUUCCUCGACUGUUGACGUGGAGUCAUGGGGUUUCAAUCCUGCAGACCUCAGCGCCUUGCCUGAGGAAUGGUCUUUUGCUGGUGGCGUUUCCGCUGAGUGGGAUCUCCUGGCCGGCGGCCUUGGUGGUGGAACUCCGCCAGUAGAAGCCGGCAACUCGUCAAGUUCUUGAGUGGUUCCCAGGUAUUUUCACUGUCUGGGUACCCUUUCCAUUUGACGAGGUAUUUCUGACCAUCUUGUUUUAGUAUUUUUUCGACUUCGAAGACGUCGUCUUCAUAAUUCUCUUGGUGGAAGGUUUCUUGUAAUGGCGUUUCCGGGUCAGCUGGUUCUAGCUGAGAGACAUGGAAUGUCUGGUGUUUUCUGGUGUCGGAUGGUAGUGCAACUUGGUAGUUCACUGGUCCUGUUUGUUUGAUGAUCAAGAAGGGUCCG
Molecule: messenger RNA, 989 nt
Organism: Dissoconium aciculare CBS 342.82
Lineage: Eukaryota; Fungi; Ascomycota; Dothideomycetes; Mycosphaerellales; Dissoconiaceae
Exons: 1
Coding region: 106-732 (208 amino acids)
Biological process (GO): regulation of DNA-templated transcription
Molecular function (GO): DNA-binding transcription factor activity, RNA polymerase II-specific; zinc ion binding
Source: RefSeq, a predicted model, not a curated record